UUAUAUGAAUCUACCCUCCCAAAACUCUUCAAAAAAAUUCAGAUCUGAAUUUCUCUCUCCCUCUCUCUCUCUCUCUCUCUCUCUCUCUAUAACAGAAAUUACGAGAUCGAAUAACUCCGUUACGAGUAUUCAAAGAAACAGAAAGAGUCGGCCAUAGAAACUGUGAUCCCUUUUUUUUUUCUCUCUCUCUAACUGUAAAGUCUCAACCAUGAAUGCCAGAAGAGACUACCGAAACAAUAAAGCCGCUCUUUUUGAUGGAAUUGAGGAGGGUGGCAUCAGGGCCUCGUCAUCUUACUCCUCCCAUGAAAUUGAUGAGCAUGAUAAUGAAAGAGCAGUAGAUGGAUUGCAAGAUAGAGUCAUUUUGCUGAAGAGAUUGUCAGGUGAUAUAAAUGAAGAGGUGGAAAGUCAUAAUCGAAUGCUGGACAGAAUGGGCAACGAUAUGGAUUCAUCAAGGGGAGUCUUGUCUGGAACCAUGGAUCGUUUCAAGACGGUAUUUGAGACCAAGUCAAGCCGGAGAAUGUUUACACUUGUGGCAUCAUUUGUUGUCAUUUUCCUUGUCAUAUACUAUCUCACUAGGUAAUCGAUCUGUGAUGGCAUUUUCCUUGUCAUAUACUAUCUCACUAGGUAAUUGAUCUGUGAUGGAUUUGAUACAAGCUUCUAGCUUUAUGUUAGAACUGGGAAGACUCAUUUUCACUUUAUUGCUGUGAUCAAUGUUACUUCCUGCCUGUAAGAUAUUCUGGCAUGUCCAUGUAAAGAUAUUUUCAUGUAUCAAAUGUGUCUUGAACCAAUGGGAUGGUUAGCAGUUAAUAUGUGUUUGCAUCAUAAUCUUUCUACA
Molecule: messenger RNA, 835 nt
Organism: Quercus robur (English oak)
Lineage: Eukaryota; Viridiplantae; Streptophyta; Magnoliopsida; Fagales; Fagaceae
Product: bet1-like SNARE 1-1
Exons: 5
Coding region: 209-580 (123 amino acids)
Source: RefSeq, a predicted model, not a curated record